CCUGGACAGCUAGAGAAAGACUGAGGGCUGGAAUAUAUGCAUGUUUACUAUCUGGAGCUGCUAUUGACUGAUGCUUCCUGCUGGAACUCCUCUCUUGACUGUGUGUUGGAUUUAUUGAGAAACUUUGACUGCAGGAGUUGAGGAAAAAGAGUUGGUUUUGAUAACAGGUUGUCACAUCUUGUCAGAAUGAGGUCCCUGGCCUUCGGCCUCUUCUGCCUGUUGUGCUGUAACGCAGUUCGACUGGACAGACGGCGUCUCAGACCCAUCGCGGCCAGAGGUCGAAAUGAGACUGCUGUCCAAACCAAACCAGUGGAGAGCACCUGCAAAGCAAUCCCGCUGGAUUUCGUCUUUGUCAUCGACAGCUCCCGAAGCAUCCGCCCCAACGACUACGAGAAGGUCAAGACCUUCAUCGUCAACCUGCUUCAGUUCCUCAAGGUCGGCUCCGAUGCCACGCGGGUCGGCCUGCUGCAGUAUGGCAGCGUGGUCCAGCCCGAGUUCUCCCUCAACACCUACACCACCAAGGCUGAGGUGGAGCAGGCGGUGAGGAACAUGGAGCACCUCGCCUCAGGAACAAUGACCGGUCUGGCCAUCCAGUACACCAUGGAGACGGCCUUCACAGAGGAGGAGGGAGCACGACCAGCGGACCUGCUCAUCCCACGAAUCGCCAUGGUUGUGACUGACGGGCGGCCUCAGGACACGGUGGAGGAGAUCGCGGCUCAGGCGAGGCAGGCCGGCAUCCAGAUCUUUGCUAUCGGAGUGGGCAGGGUGGAUAUGAACACUCUGAAAUCCAUCGGGAGCGAGCCGCACUCUGAGCAUGUGCACCUGGUGGCCAACUUUAGCCAGAUAGAAUCCCUCAUCUCUGUGUUCCAGUCCAAACUGUGUGGAGGUUCAGAGAUGUGUGAGGUGGUGGACCACCAGUGCCAGCACAUCUGUGUGAGCAGCCCUGCCUCAUACAGAUGCAAGUGCAGGAAGGGCUUCACUCUCAACCCCGACGGCAAGACAUGUAAAGAGAUUGACCACUGUGCUGAUGGCACCCACGGGUGUGAACAGGAGUUUAUGAGCACAGAAGACUCUUGUGUGUGUAAAUGCAGUAAAGGCUACACCCUCAGACCUAAUGGCAAAACAUGCAAGAAGAUUGAUCACUGUGCUGAUGGCACCCACGGGUGUGAACAGGAGUUUAUGAAUACAGAAGACGCUUGCGAGUGUAAAUGCAGAAAAGGCUACACACUCAGACCUGAUGGGAAGACAUGCAAAAACAUGGACCAUUGUGCUGAUGGGAAACACGGCUGUGAACAGGAGUUUGUGAAUACUGAAGAUUCAUGUGUGUGUAAAUGCAGAAAAGGCUACACACUCCGACGUGAUGGCAAAACAUGCAAAAACAUGGACCAUUGUGCUGAUGGGAAACACGGCUGUGAACAGGAGUUUGUGAAUACAGACAAUUCAUGUGUGUGUAAAUGCAGAAGAGGCUACACACUCAGACCUGAUGGAAAAACAUGUCAAAGUCUGGAUCUGUGUCAGACAGUGGACCACGGCUGUGAACACCAGUGCGUGAGCACCACUGAUUCCUACAUCUGCAGAUGUUUUGAAGGAUUUAUGUUGGCUGAAGACGGGAAGAGCUGCAAGAAGUCCGAUUGUGGCGAUGGAGUCAUGGAUUUGGUUUUCGUAAUUGAUGGCUCUAAGAGUCUGGGCCCUGCCAAAUUUGAACUGGUCAAGCAGUUUGUGAACGGAAUUGUGGACUCGCUGGACAUUUCCAGGACGGGCACGCAUGUUGGCCUCAUCCAGUACUCCACCAAGGUGCGCACAGAGUUCACCCUGGGCCAGUACAGCACAGCGCAGAGCAUCAAACAAGGGGUGUCCCGGAUGCAGUACAUGGGGAGAGGCUCCAUGACCGGCUCAGCCUUACGUCACAUGUUUGAGUUCAGCUUCUCGGCUAAAGAAGGAGCCAGGCCGAACAUCCCGCGUGUCAGCAUUGUGUUUACUGACGGGAGAUCACAGGAUGAUGUAGCCGAAUGGGCUGAUAAAGCAAAGAACUCUGGGGUCACAAUAUACGCCUUGGGUGUUGGCAAAGCCAUUGAACAGGAGCUGAGAGAAAUAGCUUCAGAGCCCGAUGAGAAGCACUUUUAUUACGCUGAAGACAUUGAGAAAAUGGGAGAAAUUACAAAGAAGCUCAAGUCCAGGAUAUGUAAAGACAAACCCUCCGGUGAAAACAUGUGCCAGUGUGAGAACAUGAUAAUGUUUCAAAACCAGGUCACCGAGAAGCUGAAGAACCUGGAGCAGAAUAUUGAAGCCAUGUCAAAGAAGCUGGAGACACUCGAGAAUCAAGUUGUGCGCAAAUGAGACUCCUGAGACACCCUCACCCGCCUCCUAACCUGCAGUGUGGCAUUCACAGGAUCCCUUUAAUCGUGCUCUACAAGCUACACUAAAACAUAUGCAAAUUAAAUGCUUUCUACUGAAACUACAGUAUUUAUACACCUUUUUUUUGUAUACAACACAAUGUAUUUAUGCCAAAUCAAAUGAAUAACUUUGUACAGUAAACUGACAAAUAAACAUUUUACACUUCA
Messenger RNA from Sebastes umbrosus (honeycomb rockfish), 2561 nucleotides. Its product is annotated as matrilin-2-like. The record is from RefSeq and is a predicted model, not a curated record. Bases 187 to 2337 code for a protein of 716 amino acids. The transcript is spliced from 13 exons. NCBI's taxonomy places the organism in Eukaryota, Metazoa, Chordata, Actinopteri, Perciformes, Sebastidae. Gene Ontology annotation, molecular function: calcium ion binding.